Penicillium bovifimosum is the source of this 819-nucleotide messenger RNA. RefSeq lists its product as uncharacterized. Bases 1 to 819 code for a protein of 272 amino acids. The record is from RefSeq and is a predicted model, not a curated record. The transcript has a single exon. Lineage: Eukaryota; Fungi; Ascomycota; Eurotiomycetes; Eurotiales; Aspergillaceae.
AUGGACUGUCCCAAGCAAUACUUAUUCCCGCCCUUUCGUCUGAAUCUCUGCUUUCUUUUCUCCUUUCUCCUCUCUCCACUGCCACUGGCUAUUUUCAUUUGCACUGCAAUUGAUUAUCACGUUCACGAUGAACUCCUCUUUUCCUCCCGUUUUUCCUCCCCCCGUCUCUCUUCCUCCCCCCGUUGUUCCUCCCCUCUUCUCUCUCCCUCCCCCCUUCUCUCUUCCUCCCUCCGUCUCUCUUCCGCCCGCCGCCUCUCUUCCUCCCGUUUUUCCUCCGCCCGUCUCUCUUCCUCCCCCUCUUCUUUCGUCCGCCCCCCUCCCCUGAAGUCUUGUCUGAUCCGCGUGGAUGAGGACCUGGAGGAGCUCCCAUCUGACGAGCCCUUCGUCCGGAAGUCUGUGCACUUCCCGAAUGAUGCGGACCUCGAGCAGGUGAGACUCAUUCCAGCCAGGGAUGUCUCUCCACCUUGUUCGAGUGAGGUCACCUCGCUCGACAAGGCGGAGGCUGAAGACAUCGGCGCAUUCGACAUGAGUGCGCUCCUGGAAGUCUUGUCAGAACUCGAUGGAUCGACCGAUACGCCGCCCCCAACGCCCGUCCACAAGCCCUUGGAAGUGCCAGUCACAUUCAAUCCUCCACCAGAGGAUGGAGGUUCACGCGUGGUCGUCCAGACACGCGGCCAGGUUGGGCCACAGGCCCACUCCUGGAUCAACCACCUCUGCUGGGGGUUGUUUGUACUGGCAUUCAUCGUACCAAGGCUUGCGCCAGCCUUGCUCGCCGGACUCGCGUUCCUCUUUAUUGUUGGGGCAUGUACCAGAUCCUGA